This is a messenger RNA of Anoplophora glabripennis (Asian longhorned beetle), 1323 nucleotides long. RefSeq lists its product as uncharacterized. The coding region runs from base 4 to 1323 and encodes 439 amino acids. The transcript is spliced from 4 exons. Lineage: Eukaryota; Metazoa; Arthropoda; Insecta; Coleoptera; Cerambycidae. Gene Ontology annotation, biological process: G protein-coupled receptor signaling pathway; cell surface receptor signaling pathway. The record is from RefSeq and is a predicted model, not a curated record. Gene Ontology annotation, molecular function: G protein-coupled receptor activity. Gene Ontology annotation, cellular component: membrane.
AUUAUGGUGUUUCUAGGUAAGGAUAUUAGAAAUAAUUCAAAUAUUAAAAAACUACCUCCACCACCAGAAGAUUACUAUUUAAACUAUGAUUACGAUCUCGCAAACAAUUCUAAUGAUGUAGCGUUUAAGUCCGACUCACUAAUACUACCAAAUCCAGAAAGUUUGGAUUCCAAAUAUACGAUAGACAUUUUGCCCAAUAUUGAACUGCCCGAUGAUUCUCUGGCGGACUCGGACUUAAAAGAUCACAAUUUCAUCGAUAACAUCAUGUACGUCUAUUACGGAUCUCAUAAUAGGAAUUUAGGAAAUUAUGGGCCAGAAAUUAUUAUUAUCGGUUCGGUGUUAAGUUGUGCAGCACAGCUGCUUACGAUAUUUUGUGUGCUACUCAAGAAAAAUCAAAAAGGGGACAAAACCAUGAAAUACAUGUUUUUCCAAAUAAUGGGGUCUUUCUGCAUAUCAAACUUAAUCUUUAUGCUAGGAGUUUAUGCAACUAAAAGUAGUACAAAAUGUUUGGUGAUAUCUUUGAUACUACAUUUCCUCCAUCUCAUGACGGCGUUUUGGCUGUUCCUAUACUGCUUCUACGUCUACAGACAGUUCUCCGAUAAAGGACUGGUGAAACUCAAACACUUAAAAAUCAAAUAUUUAAAUAUCGUCGCUUACGACUUACCUACAGUCAUCACUUUGAUUUCGUAUUUCAUAAUGCCGAACAGCUACGAGUCGAAACGCUUCUGCUUCAUAUCGGUCCAGAAAGGUAUGAUCUUGAAUUAUAUGCUACCCGUCUCUAUCUUAAUAAUCCUAACCACCAUAUAUUCCCUGAGCGGCAUUCGAAAAAUCAACAUGGAGCUUUCGAAACUGGAGUUCAACAGUUCCGCGGAAUCCCUGAACGCCUUUCGUAACGAGUUGGAAAUGUUGAAAGAUAAAAAAGACGAGACGACCGACGAGGAAGUACUCAGUCUGCGCGAGUCCAAAUCUUGUCUUAAAUUUUUGUGCAUGAUACAAACCGGCUACGAUAUCGUUUGGUUUGUCGUUGUCUUGGCUCUCGAAAACGUGAAUAAUAGCAACGGGAUGGCGAUAAUAUACGCGAUUACUUCCUGCGUCUUGAAUUGGUACAUUUUCAUAAGACGGAAAAUUUUCCUGCCUGACAUUACCCACACCCCUGAAGCUGUCGAUAAUGUUCAAAAGGAGCAGCAGGAGAAGAGCACGACUACUACAUCGACCGACGUUUCACGGCGGGGUUCUUCAGAUAGCGUACCUUUAUUAAACUCGGACAGUUGUACGGAAAUGAGAGAAUUGCGUUUAGAUCAAAUAAGUACUAUUAGCAACUAG